Agrilus planipennis (emerald ash borer) is the source of this 1201-nucleotide messenger RNA. It is a transcript of the gene POLDIP2, whose product is annotated as polymerase delta-interacting protein 2. Gene Ontology annotation, biological process: error-free translesion synthesis. Lineage: Eukaryota; Metazoa; Arthropoda; Insecta; Coleoptera; Buprestidae. The transcript has 6 exons. Gene Ontology annotation, cellular component: mitochondrial nucleoid; nucleus. The record is from RefSeq and is a predicted model, not a curated record. Gene Ontology annotation, molecular function: DNA binding. Bases 91 to 1095 code for a protein of 334 amino acids.
GUGAUGCAUAACUUUUCGUCUGCCGUUAACCAAGUAAAAAUGACGGUUGAUCUGCGCAACUCGUUCAAGUAUAUUUGAUGAAAAUGAAAAAUGGAAAUAAUUUCGUCUGCAUUGAGGAAUCAAGUCAAAACGGCCCUAGUAUUCAAUAAUUUAUGUUCUUCGAAAUUUCGUCAUUAUGCAAGAUUAGCAGAGGUCGGUAAACUUGAACAGCCCAAACUUACUGGUAAAUAUGAAACUGGACAGUUAAUUCUUCACCGUGUCUUUGGUUAUCGAGGAGUGAUAUUAUUCCCAUGGUUGGCAAGGGUUUAUGACAGAGAUAUGCCUCAACAACAUGAAGGUGAGGAUAAUUCUACAACAGUUGGACGGGAAAUUCGAGGAAGAACCCACACUUUUUAUCAAGUUCUAAUUGACCAAAGGGAUUGCCCAUACAUAAGAGCCCAAACUGAAGCUGUUACAUUUUUGGGAAAUCAAGAAUCAUCUCGAAGCUUGUAUGCUAUUCCUGGCUUGGAUUAUGUAGCACAUGAAGAUAUAAUUCCAUACACUAGUGCUGAAAAAACUCCCCUGCAGCACGAACUGUUUGAUAAAUUUUUAGCAUCAAAUCCAAAUAAAGAUCCUCCCUUUCUUGCCCAAGAUACACUACGUGCUUGGCAAAACAAGAACCACCCCUGGCUUGAAUUGUCCGAUGUUCAUAAAGAAACUACAGAAAAUAUUAGAGUAACUGUGAUACCUUUUUACAUGGGUUGUAGAGAAUCCCACACAAAUUCUGUCUAUUGGUGGAGAUAUUGCAUAAGAUUAGAAAAUUUGGGACCCCUCUCUGUUCAAUUGCGUGAGCGACAUUGGCGAAUAUUCUCUCUUUCUGGAACAUUAGAAACUGUCAGGGGCCGAGGUGUUGUAGGACAAGAACCUGCAUUAACUAGAAUACUGCCAGCCUUUCAAUAUAGCAGCCACGUUAGUUUGCAAGCACCAAGUGGACACAUGUGGGGUACAUUCAGAAUGGAAAGAGAAGAUGGAUAUACUUUUGACUGUAGGAUCCCCCCCUUUUCAUUAGAAAGUAAGCCUGACGGAGGUCCAGCAACACCCCCUGAUAGUUUGUAACACUUAAAAGUUGCCUGUCGCGUAUAUUAUAAUGUAUAUUACAACCAACCAUUAGAUCAAAAAUAGUCGCAUACUUUUCUAAUAAAUUUACUUUAAUUUAUUAACA